Molecule: messenger RNA, 4252 nt
Organism: Dioscorea cayenensis subsp. rotundata (Guinea yam)
Lineage: Eukaryota; Viridiplantae; Streptophyta; Magnoliopsida; Dioscoreales; Dioscoreaceae
Product: ribosomal protein S1, mitochondrial-like
Exons: 1
Coding region: 2239-2853 (204 amino acids)
Source: RefSeq, a predicted model, not a curated record
UGUAUCAGCUCGGCUUGGAAUUCAGCUGUUGUUGUUAUGUUAGGUAUUCCCAUUGGGGCUUAGGGUUAGGGGGGAGGGGCUCGGAGCUAAGUCGUGUAAAUCUACUACCUUGCCGAGACCUAAAGUGCACUAAUUAGAAUGGAGAGAAGGUUACCUCACCCGGCGCUUCUUUGAUGAUUUUUUUUCUUUGAGAUAGAAAGUACGAAGUCAGACUCCAAUUGAGUUCCGCACCAGGACUCAAACCAUACCUCGAUGAUAAAGUGAAGGAGGGGGAAUCAAUUAUUUAGAGACAUGGCACCCAUUCUUUCAACACAAGGCAAUUGGAUUCAUUUAUUUGGGUAUAGGAAAAAAAAACAAAUUUUUCAUGCUGACUCUCUAGUUGAACUGCGGUUUUCAUCAUUUCUCGGUAUAUGAGCAUUCAAGUUCCACAAUAAAGGAGGCUGUCUCUAGCGAAACAUUUUAAAUGCGCGUAUAUUAUAAACAAUCCAACUGGAAAUGGGAUGUUCAGAUGUAGGCAAAAGAACCGAACAAUAGCUAUUUAUUUAUGAGAAUUUUGAAAGAUUUCAGAGUCGAGGUUAAAGAGUCAAGAUGCAGAGGAACCACCGCCCCAAGUGCCCUAUAGAUAGAAGAAGAAUUUUUGCUAAUUCGAUUUAUAUAUAUAAGGCCGGUCUUCGGUGGCUAAUGGUUUUACUUUUUUGGACCAAAGGAAAUGAAACUGAGCCUUUCCUAAAUGGAGAUUGGGUUGAUGUGAAGUCUUUAUUACAGUAGUAAAUUCUUUCCUUUUUUUUUCUACUGUCCCGUUUUGCGCUCGCGAGGGAAGGGUUGGUGAGAAAGACGGAGGUCAGGUCUGACUGGGUAAAGGGGAAACUAGUGACCUGUGACAGUUGGUAUCAGAGCCAGCUUGUCAGAGUAGUUGGCUUGUGAAGCACACAAUGUCGACCUCGGAGAUUCUCAUGACCGACAGACAUGGCUAACUGUGUACUGUUUAUUUAAAAUAAAAUUUCUUUUAGCCAAGCCAAUAAAGAAAUUUUUCAGUCAUGUCCGAAGUCGUUACUAAGACCGCAAGGUCGGGGUUGAGUUGAGAAUUCGGGAGGAGCAUGCGGACCGCUUGCUUCGCCAAGAACAACCAUUGGUUGUAGCAUUUUUUAUCAAUAGGAAGAGGAGAAGUUCGUUAGGAAAUUUUUACAUGCCACGACGAUCCAUAUACAUAUAGAAGGGAAGUUUUGUUGAUGGAUUCCUGUUUAGAAUGACAAAGACGAACUUAUAGAAUCUUUUGCACAGGUCCAGAUCUAUCAUCACUCUCCCCCCCAAAAACAAGGGGGAUUCUUCUUUCAGUUCUGUCUUUCCUUUGCCAACUCGUACUCUUUCUUUAACGCAUGACUUACUUGACUUUGUAUUCCUUCUCUUCCUAUCAUCGUUAUCGCAAGGUGCAAUGAUGAAGAGGAUCUGCAUCAAACAAUGGAGGGAUUGGCCCCCAUUUUUUAUUUGUCUCCUCCAGCAACUCAGGAGCCUGUUCCCCCUUUGUUGGAAAUCCCCGCAGCUGUGGUCAACCAGGAAGACCUCUGGAGGAGCAACAGGAGGAGGCUGCUCCAGCUCAUCCGCGUCCCGAUGCGGAUCGGAUCUGGAUCCCCAUCCCGAGCUGCCUGGGAAUAGCAUGGAGUUUCUUCCAAGGCAGCGACAAUCCUACUCCGAAACAGUUUAGGCGAUCUAUAAUCGCCUCAUCUUAUAUCAUAGGGAUGUGAGUACUCUUCCUGAGCCCGAACGACUGUUGAAGGAGGCUCAACAAAUCUCUCAGAUCAAGGGGGAAAUCCUCUAUAAACAGGAAGAUAUGGAUAGAGGAGGAGGUUUACUUUGGAAUGGAGCCCAAUUCCUAAGGGGCCGAUUUUUUUAAAGAAAGGCUCCGUAAGAUCCUGAAGGAUGGAGGGUGCAAAUAGCACUACUCUCAUUCCUUCCACAAAGCUAAAAGAAGGGAUUGGUAAACCAUAUUAUUUCCGCCGCGGCGGUAGGGGGGAAGGAAGGCGUAGGGCUCACACAAGUAAGUGCAGGACCCCCUACGGGCCUUUCUGAAGUGUGGCACGGCUAGGGAGGUAUGGGAGAGCCAUUGUGAAGUCUAGAGAGGCGGAAGCGGCAAAUCGCUUCUAACGAGUUCCCCAACACUUAGCUUAGUAGCUUAACUCUUCUGGCGUGGCGCUGCUGGAUGCUUCUGAUCAAUAGGAAUAGGAGGAAAAAUCAAAGCUUAUGAUGAGCAUCUAUUGGAGUCGAUCAUUUCCAAGAUCUAAUUCCAGUUUCUUAUUAUGUAGUGGAAACGCCUCACAAUCUUCAGUUUUACGCUUAGGCUUAAGGGAAGAAAUGUUCUUGGUGGAUGCAGGACUUGGUACCCCCAAAAUUUGUAUGCAAGAUGAGCUUACAGGAGUGCCAAUCAACCGAGCCACCAGGUUUGAGAAUAAGGUGGGAUCCCUGAAUGUAGUGGCUGGUGAAUCACUGAAAAAAAAGCGGAUUUUUGAGAGAUUCUUCAUCGAUCUAGUGGCCGGUGAAUCACUGAUCAAAGAGCGAGCAGCCGCCAGGUUUAAUGAUUUUGUGGGAUCUCUGGAUGUAGUGGCUGGUGAACCGCUUCUUCUUCUUCCACGAAGAUUCAGACAAAAGCGAGCUUGGAUGGAACUGAAGAAGAUUUGGCGAACGAAGAAAAAGGUCAAUGGGUUUAUUAUUGACAAAGUAAAAGGAGGUUAUUCAGUAGCCAUCGCAGGUUUCAUUACUUUUCUUCCAUUCUGUCCUCUCAUAACUCAAAGGAUAGCGAAUAAUAGAUUCACCAUUGAGAGCAUUAACCCCAAAAGGACGAAUAUUGUGGUGUUAUAAGAGCGGCAGAUCAAACAAGAAAAGAACUUUCUGAGAAAAAAAAAAUCCUAUGUUCCUCCGACCGGGCGGGUAGAGGGACAGAACGAUGAAGCAGAUACUUGGGCGCUAGUGAUAGUCCAGGCAGGAUGAGUCAGCAGAAGCGAUUGAUCGACGGGACGGAGGAUAUUUUUGAGAAAUUCUCAACUUGACCUUUAGCCCAAGCGUUAUAUUUGGUUAUUUACUAAAAUCCCCUUUUGGGGAGAAGGUUGGAUUGUUAGUGUGGACGAUUUAGAAGAUCUAAUUGGAGGGCAUGUAUGGUUAGGUUCCAUUUGUAUACUUGGCGGAAUUUGGCAUAUCUUAACCAAACCCUUUGCAUGGGCUCACCGUGCAUUUGUAAGGUCUGGAGAGGCUUACUUGUCUUAUAGUUUAGGUGCUUUAUCUGUCUUUGGUUUCAUCGCUUGUUGUUUCAUCUGGUUAAAUAAUACCGCUGAGUUUGACGGGCCCACCGGGCCAGAAGCUUCUCAAGCUCAAGCAUUGACUUUUCUAGUUAGAGACCAACGUCUUGGGGCUAACGUGGGAUCUGCUCAAGGACCUACUGGUUUAGGUAAAUAUCUCAUGCCUUCCCCGACUGGAGAGGUUCUUUUUUGCAUCAAAACAAUGCGCUUUUAAAAAAUAUAAUGGUCGGAAAAAAUGAAAAAAAGUUGAAAUUCGCGAAAAUUGAUGCAAAAAAGACAAAACGGGAUUGGAUUUCCGGAAGAAAGGUUAGAUACCUGCUUGUAUUUUUUUUUGAAAUGGGAUGGUCUUCAAACUCCCGAGAUGCAGUCUAGACUGCGGGCUCUCCCCUUUCUGACUGGACUGACUCGGGGAAGGCUCAAUUUGACCUCCUCCGGAGCAUGCUUCACAGCCACUCAUUCGUCCUGACCAAAGAGUAGAAUCUAUCUCUCAGCGAUUCCUUUCUCCGCUAAUCACCCCUUCCCAACCAGCCCCCCCGAUCGAUCGUCGGUUGAUCGGCGAUAGGGGUUGAGAUGGUUCGAAGUUGUCGGAACGAAUCGUUUGUUUGCUUUAUCGAACAAAGCUUGAUUAGGGGGUCGUCGAUUAGCCCCCUAUUUUCAACCAUUACAGCUGGUGUUGACCAGCUUUUCGAUACGGACGGACACGAAGAAAAACGCAGGCAGCGGAAAUGCAAAAGAGAAGAACAAAGAUUCCCGACCCUAAUGACUCAACCACAAAUCUGUUGAAUGAAGGGGGAUUGCUUACUCUCAGCCACUAGUUAGAAGGAAAUCCCUUGACUGAGCAUAAGCUCAGUCAAGUGAGGCGGGUGGAGAUUCCAUUCGAAGUAACAUAACAGGAUUCGUUAAUGCACCAUCUUCAAAAAAAAGCGGGAUCCGGAGUUUUCGAGAAAAGGUCCCAUCCGUCAAUA